AUGUUUAAUCGUCUUGCAAGGUCCCAAUGGGGUCUGAUACAUGGACGGAUUAAUUCUGGGAGUGUGAGGGCCCACCCUUUAUUUUAUAGAGCUGCCUCAACCUAUAUUCGCAAGUCCAAUUCCAAGUCAAAGUCAACUGUUCAUCGGCAAAAGACUGAAGCCGAAGAAAAACUGGAAAAACAACUCAACUCCUCUAAUCGCUUUGUAAGAUGGGGGGCGAUUGCCAGAAGUGAAGAUUUCAGGAAAGGUAUGACCAAGUAUCUCAUAGGAGCGUACGUUUUGUUUCUGUUAUAUGGUCUUCAGUACAUGAAGAAAUUGUAUGCCAAAGAAAGAGAACUAGAAGAUCUGGAGGAGAGACAAGAGAAUGGAAUUGUCAAUGAAUAUGAGGAACUUAGAAUAAAGGAAUUACGGGGCAAGCUGAGAAGAAGAGAUGAAUCGAAAUUGCAAAAAUAUCAGCAACUUAUGGCUUCUGGAGAAACUAAUUUCGAUGGCUUGGUGUUUCCUGAGGCUGACACGAAUAAGACAAAUGCUAAAAUUUUACCCGCUCGCGAUACGACCAGCUUUUAUGAGCAGAAGGCGUCUGAAUAUGACGCCGGUGUAAAUUUUGAAGAAAAAGCCAUCUUUAUGGGUAGACGACGCAAAUGGUUGAUGCAACAUUGUAAAGGUGACGUUUUGGAAGUUGCCUCAGGUACUGGAAGGAAUGUCAAAUAUUUGGAUCCCGCACGAAUCAACUCGAUUACGUUCUUGGACUCUUCUCAAAAGAUGAUGGAAUUAACACAUGAAAAGUUUAAAAAACAACUUCCCAAUUUCAAGAAAGCCGCAUUUGUCGUAGGGAAGGCUGAAGAUUUGGUCCAGAUAGCGGGUGGUGACGCGGGGGCAAGUUCAGCUACUCUUGACGGAAUGGGCGACGUGAAAGUCAAAUACGAUACCAUCAUCGAAGCCUUUGGUCUUUGCUCACAUGAAGAUCCUGUCAAGGCCUUACAGAAUUUUGAAAAAUUGUUGAAACCAGGUGGCAGAAUCGUUCUUCUUGAACAUGGUAGGGGAAAUUACGACAUCAUCAAUAAGAUCUUAGAUGACAGAGCAGAAAAACGUUUGGAAACGUGGGGUUGCCGGUGGAACCUCGAUCUUGGAGAGAUUUUGGAUGAUUCUGGUUUAGAAGUGACAGAAGAAAAAAGGACCCAUCUUGGUACCACUUGGUGUAUAGUGGCAAAGAAGAAGGGGGAUCAAAGGACAACCGACGAAAUCGGGUUUUACGAAAAAUACCUGGGAUCAAGCAUCAAGAAUAAAAUAGAGGCUCAAAAGGAGCGUAAUCAGCAAGGAACUGACAAUUCACGUUAA
This is a messenger RNA of Lachancea mirantina, 1338 nucleotides long. Lineage: Eukaryota; Fungi; Ascomycota; Saccharomycetes; Saccharomycetales; Saccharomycetaceae. The record is from the annotation of a GenBank genome assembly.